This is a messenger RNA of Centropristis striata (black sea bass), 3060 nucleotides long. It is a transcript of the gene prcc, whose product is annotated as proline rich mitotic checkpoint control factor. Gene Ontology annotation, cellular component: nucleus. NCBI's taxonomy places the organism in Eukaryota, Metazoa, Chordata, Actinopteri, Perciformes, Serranidae. The transcript has 7 exons. The coding region runs from base 508 to 1746 and encodes 412 amino acids. The record is from RefSeq and is a predicted model, not a curated record.
AUAAUAAACAGCAGAAGAAGAAAUGGGCUGCGCAGAAAGAUGCGCAGUAGCCGUUUCUUCAAUCAUGAACGGUGGAGGUGAAUGUUUUGAUGGAUCGUAGGGACUAAAAAAGCCAACUUUAGAGCUGAAAACCACAGCUGCCGCACCAGCAGAUGUUGCAUUUUGUGCAGUAAAAAGACCUGGGACGAAUUUAGUUUGACUAAGAAAGAAAGGGCAGGUUAGCUGAUUUCGUUUGCAGCGGCGGCCUAGCUAGCUAACGUUAGCUAGUGCUGUGGAGUUGGACAGUCCUUUCAUUUAAUGAGCUCACCGUGAGGCCCUUUUUAACCUGCUGUGUUUUUCUUCAUACUACAGCUCCACUGGGGAUUAUUUCAUUAUCUUUGUGGCUAUUAUUAUCGUACCUUGAUAGUCGAAAAGUGAGUGCGGCUUCUUGAGACCACAUCCAGGGGAAGUGGUUAUCCAUGUCCACGAGUUCCUGCAGAUUAAUAAUCUUUAAUAACAUCAGCAAACAUGUCUUUAGUUGCAUAUGGCAGCAGUGAUGAUAGUGACUCGGAAGAAACCUCGACGUCCGUCGCACCGGAGAGCAAAGUCAGCGCAGGAGGUCUCUUCUCACGCCUGCCUGCUCCUAAAAAGCCAGGACCUGCAGGAGGAAACGAUGGACCAAGAAAGGAGACGAGAUUGAACCGUUCCGCAGGAGACAGCUCGUCAAACGAUGACCUAGAUCCUCCACCAUCUAAAGGAGGCUUAUUUGCUGCACUUCCCAAGCCGAGGAAGCGAACAGAGCCUGUCAGGAUCAGUGUACCGCAGAUCCAGAGACGGGAUUCAGACUCUGAUGAUGAUGAUGAACCAGCAAAGAAGAAACUACAACCUCAAGGUUCAGGCCUUUCCUCCCUCCUACCACAACCCAAAAACCUGACAUUUAAGGAGAUGGAUAGACCCCUGAUUCCUCACACGCUCACAAAGCGGCAAGAACCAAAAGGACCUAAACCUGGAGCCCCUGCUCAAGGUCUGCUCGGUUCUAGUGCAUCUCCGUCUGCUAUCAAAGCUGCAGCAAAGUCAGCUGCCCUGCAGCUGGCUCGGCAAAUAGCAACCGAUGACCAGGAUAACGAGGAGGACAUAACCCCACAGAACUACUUUUCUCUGGGCGAGAGCUCCCAGCCUCUCCCUGCAGUCAUCCCCAGUUUAGACCCUGAGCCCAGUGUCCCCGCAGAACCUUUUGUAAUUGCACCCGCAGACGAGCCGGGUCAGUCGGAUGCACCUCUCGACUUUGGGGGGAACCACGACGGAGCUGGUGCAUGGGGAGGUCAAUAUCCUCAGUAUGAACAGCCCAUGGCAGGCCCAGAAGCUCUCCCUCAGGGAUAUUAUAACGAGCCAUACUACCCAGAUCCUGAGGGCGGAUUGGCAGAGGCUGAAGAGCCGGGCAACUCUGCCAUGUUUGAUGAUGAAGCGUUCAUGCGGCUGCAAGGGAAACGGAACAGGGGCAAAGAGGAGGUGAAGUUCCUGGAGAUCAAAGGAGAUGACCAGCUAAGUGGCAACCAGCAGUGGAUGACCAAGAGCAUGACAGAAGAGAAGCAGACCCGUCAGUCCUUCAGCAAGAAAAAAGGAGAACAACCUACAGGACAACAGCGACGCAAACACCAGAUAACGUAUCUUAUUCACCAGGCAAAGGAGCGCGAGUUGGAGUUGAAGAACAGCUGGGCAGAUAACAAGCUCACCCGCCGGCAGACACAGGCCAAAUACGGUUUCUAAAAAUGUCACAUUGUGGACUCUUGGUGGGCACGUGGAAACCCUGCGUCAGACAGUAGAGUAGAGCUUUCCAGAUUCCCGACACAGUUGGAAAACUUGUUUUGGGAAAAAAAACUAUACACACCUUAAUACAGAUUUCUCUCCCCUGCUCUCUCUCCUGUAUUUGUGUUAUAUUGUUAUUAUUCAGUAAUUAUUUUUGGUCAACUGUUUCUUAAAGUGUUACUACUGUAAGGAAAAUCCAGCCACAGACAUUAAACUUCCGUUCACAGUAAUUUACAGUAAAUAUAGGCUCUAUCCCUACAGAUAAUACCUGUUUUUAAGGUACCUGUGGCCAGUCAGUGGCAGAGAUGAUGUAAUGUGACCCUCAAGUAGCCAUUAUAAAUGUUUUCCUUUUGAGAGUGUAUGCUUCCCGUUCAUACAGUGAACAUUGACUCCUUUUUUAGAGAUACAGACAUAACUCAACAAAACCAGGUUUAGUUCUCUGGCAAUUAGUACAAUGUUGCUGUUUAAUGAGAUCUGAAAUAAUAAAUGAGGCGGAGUCAGUCCAAAGCUGUGACACAUUACAUAUUUAUACGUUGAAAACAACUUGGGAAUAAAAAAUAAAGAUGGAAUACUUAUGCUGCAGUUUCUCACAUUCUCAUUCAAGGAUGUUAAAGGUGUCCAUGUUGCUAAUUAUAUCAUCCCUAUUUUUAUUUGAUUUACUUUAUGCUCUUGCAUUAAAAAGUUAGCGAAGACGUUUUUUUUUCCAUAAAUAAAUUGCCAGAGAACCAAACAUGGAUUUUACUUUGAACUGGUUCUUUAGUGACCAUCAGACCGGAGAAAUAUGUGAUUAUAACGUGAAACAGUUAUGUUUUACCUGGCUGCAUCCAGCAUGCAUCUUAUUCAUCCAUUCAGUGUUUUCAUUCCACAUUUAGCCCUUGAAGAUACCCUGAAUGGUGAUUGCAUUCAUUUCAACUUGUUCUUUUUUCGUUAGAUAACAGAUUCUGCUGUUAAAAUGAAUCUGUGUUCUUGGCUCGUCCGCUGCCAGUGAGCCAGAAUGUCUAAAAAAGGCUUAAUUUUGUUAACUUAUAUGAACUGUUCAAUGUGGUAAAACAAAAUUACUGCCAACCUCUCCAGCUUUGGAAUAUAAUGCAGAUUUGUGCUCACUCUCUUGGGUGGAUGUAAAGAUCGUUCUUGCAUAAAUCUUUCCCAUCUCUGGGAAAUGUCUCUUAAAUGGCUUUUCCCUGAAGCAAUGAUAUUCUUUCAGGCUCUUUAAUGGAUUCCUAUGGAAGCACAUUUCUUCCAGUAAAAAAAUAAUGAAUUAGUAACUCAAAAUAA